Python bivittatus (Burmese python) is the source of this 2178-nucleotide messenger RNA. The record is from RefSeq and is a predicted model, not a curated record. NCBI's taxonomy places the organism in Eukaryota, Metazoa, Chordata, Lepidosauria, Squamata, Pythonidae.
AUGAAGGCCGUCCCCGUUUCGGCGGGAGCCGCGAGUGGAAGAGGCGGGGCGGAGGAGAGCCGUGCCUUUGCAGAAGACGCUACCCAGUUUCGACAGCAGGAGCUGCUUCCACCUCCCGAACUAGCGGGCGGCUCCUCGCGGCUUAGCGCGGAAAAGCAGGGUGACGCUGCGAGUGGAGCGGAGCACCGUUCUCUCCAACGCGGCUGCCCCGUUCCCCAGGACGAAGAAGUCGACUUCUUACUGGAAGAAGAAGAAGAAGAAGACUUCUUACUGGAAAUUAAUGGUUCUUUGAACUUCACACUGGAGAACCCAGAGAUAAAAGAUGUAACUUUCAGAGAUGAGGAUAUGUUGCACCCAGCACCUAGAGAAAUUAUAGCUGUUAUUACAGAAUCACUUACAGGGAUCUUCCGAAAUGCAAGUACUACAGUAUUUCCACAGCUGCAUAAUUAUGCAGUAGACUUUCUUGAGUAUCCAAGAUUCCUGAAGCUUUCGCUGAACUUUGUUGCUAUGAAUAGCAAAGUCUGGAUAUUGACUGAUGCCAACCUUUCAGAGCAUGAGGACUAUGGCAAUUUUACAGUUACUCUUGACACAAGUGAUAUCUUUGAAAUUCUUAUUAUCUCUAAUGAUAUAAAUGCCAUUGGAAAUCAACAAUCUGUUUGGAUACCAAGUGAAGAUGGGAAGACAAUCUUCUUUCCAAUUAAGCCAAAGCAGAUUGGAGAAAUUCCCACUGGAAUGAUAGCAGUAUCACACAUUGCUUCUGAUGCUCUUCUCCAGAGAUUAUUAGUGAAGCUUAUGAAACAAGGUGACAAGCUUAGUCCCUCUGUCAAUGGUUUGGAGUCACUGGCCAACAUGCUUUAUGAUUGUGGGGAGCAAAACAUGAUUAACUUUGCACCUAAUAUUUAUAUUCAGGAUUAUUUGAAUAAAACAGGCAACCUGCAAACCAAAUUUAAAUCAAAAGUUGUGUCAUAUAUGAGAGAAGAUUAUCAAAGAAAGCUUCUCUAUAAAAGACCUGAUGGCUCUUUCAGUGCUUUUCGCAAGAGUGAUCCCUCUGGGAGUAUGUGCUGUCUGAAAUUCAGUGGGGAAUGAGGAAGAGCUCUACGUACUGAACUGCAAGGAGGCACUAGCUGUUCUCUUUCGCAUACAGCGUACAUUUUGACUGCUCUAUUAGAGUAUCAAUUCAGUAAGAAAAAAGAACACUGGACUUUUCAAUUAUGUAACAUAUCGGAUAAUCAUACACUGGCUCUUGUGACUUAUGCGUUAUCGCUUGCUGAGAGUACAGCAGCAAAGGGAGAUCUCGACAAACUGAAUGAGAGAUCAGAACGAAAAGAAGAACUAGGAUUCUGGACAUCACCAUCUUCUGGACUCUCCAGUUCCUGGCAGCCACAUUCUGCAGAUAUUGAAGUUGUAGGUUAUAUGCUUCUUGUCUCAUUUUAUUCAACAAAAGGGAUUCCAAUUAUGAAAUGGCUAAGCAAGCAAAGAAACCACCUGGGAGGUUAUUCUUCACAGGACAUUACACUAUCUCUGCUGGUGUUGAGUACCUUUGCAACACUCACAGCUGAUUCUGUGACAGAAAUAGAUGUAACAGGGAAUGGAUCCUUGGAAGAAAGUCCAACCGUUUUCCAAAUUGAUUGUGAAAACUGUUUUGUUCUCAAGACCAAAGAGUUUCCAGCUACACAGCCUGUUAGAGUUACAAUUUCUGCAAAUGGCCAAGGUUUUGCUAUUUUUCAGGUCAAUGUUAUAUACAAUAUGAAAAAUUCACAUACGAGCAAAAGGCAUAGAUCUGCACAAAAUCAAGAAGCUUUUGACUUAGAUGUGUAUGUAAAGGAUGACAAAGACAUAAAUAGUUUAACUUUAAAUGUGUGUACCAGAUAUCUGGGUACUGGCUCAUCUUUAAGAAGUGGCAUGGCUGUCAUGGAGUUUGGAUUACUGAGUGGUUUCUCUCUGUCACCCGGUUUUGUGUCAUUAGAUGGCCCAGUUAAAAAGGUGGAAAAAGAUGAAGGCAAAAUCCAUUUAUAUUUGGACUCUCUAAACAAACCACAGGUUUGUAUGGAUAUUCCAGCUGUGAGAGACUUCAAGGUGGCAAAUACCCAGGAUGCUUCUGUGACCGUGAUGGAUUAUUAUGAACCCAGUAUGUGUCAAUCAUUUUUUAUGUAUUCAGUGCUGAAGUAUGCAGUUUAG